UUCCUAAAUAUAGCGGGCGAGUAUCUGUCUGUGUGUCUGCCUGCCUGAGACACUUUGACAAAAACUAUCUUUAUCUCCGGAGGCAUCGGGAGGGCAGAGGGAAUCUUAGAGCUAGAAGAGGAACUGCUGUCUGUAAUAUCAUCUCAUCUGGAUCCAUCUUUCAAAUUAGAGGUUGAAGAGGAGUUCCCUCUCCUGUUACACAACACACAAAACGUUUUCAGGAAGCCAUGCCAAGCUGAUGUUGGAGUAACAGAGCUGCCAGUGGGACUAUGUGUUAAGGAUUGCGUCUUGAACUCUCAACUACCUGGACCCCACUGAUAUUCUUCUUCAGCUGUUAUUGGAAGUUGUUUUGGCAAUGGGGAGGAAGAAAAUACAGAUCACUCGGAUCGUCGAUGAGAGGAAUCGACAGGUGACUUUCAUGAAGAGGAAGUUUGGUCUGAUGAAGAAGGCCUAUGAGUUGAGUGUUCUGUGUGACUGUGAAAUCGCCCUCAUCAUCUUCAACAGCUCCAACAAGCUGUUUCAGUAUGCCAGCACCGACAUGGACAAAGUCCUACUGAAAUACACUGAGUACAAUGAACCACAUGAGAGCAGAACCAACUCUGACAUUGUGGAGGCCCUGAACAAGAAGGAGCACAGAGGCUGCGACAGCCCAGACGCUGAUUCCUCCUACGUCCUCACCCCCAAUACCGAGGAGAAAUACAAAAAGAUUAAUGAGGAGUUUGACCAUAUGAUGAGGAGUCAUAAAAUUUCCACAGGCCUUCCACAUCAGAACUUUAUGCACGUAGCUCCUGGCAGCAUGGCAUACAGCCCCGGUGCAGGAGGAGGAGGAGGAGGAGGAGGAGGUGCGACCUCCCAGGCUCUGGCUGCAGCCACAGCAGCUCUGGCUGACAGUGGGAUCCUCUCCUCUCCUCACACACACCUCCACAGAAACAUAAACUCUCCACAAAGAUCUCCCAGCACUGGAAACACAGGUGGCCUGCAGGGAGGUUCUGAUCUUGCUCUGCAAAAUGGAUCUGGAACAGUUGUGAACGGCUUUGUGGGCUCACCUGGUGGAAGCAGCCUGGGAAAGAUCAUACCACCCAAAUCUCCUCCUCCUCUCCCACCUCCUGGGAACAGCCUGGCCCCUACCAGCCGCAAAAAUGACCUCCGAGUGGUCAUCCCCCAGUCCAAAGGAAUGAUGCAAACACUGAGUAACCAGAGGCUGAGCAGCAGUCAGUCCAACCAGCCUCUGUCCACUCCAGUGGUCUCCAUCACCACACCCAGUCUGCCUCAUCAGAGUCUGGUCUACACCGGCAUCGGCUCUGCUUACAACAAUGAUUACUCCCUGAACAGUGCUGAGUUGUCAGGCUUCAGCUCCCCUGCAGGCCCUUCUUUAGGCUCCAUGGCAGCAUGGCAGCAACACCAGCUGGGCUCACUGGGGUCUGCGAGCUCUAAUCUCUGCAUCAACACCAACCACAACAUCAACAUCAAAGCCGAGCCAAUCUCCCCACCCCGCGACCACCUCAGCCACUCAGGGUACAUGACCCAGCCACAUGCCUCGGCUCCUCAUCAUCACUCCUCCUCCUCUUCAUCCGCCAGAGCAGAGAUGGGGAGGUCUCCUGCAGACAGCGUCAGCUCCUCCUGCAGCUCCCAUGAGGGCGGCAGCGACCGGGAGGAGCAGCAGCAGCGGCCGGACUUCCACUUGCUCCCUGUGAGUCGGUCAGAGGGCAGAGAGAGUCCGACGGUCAAACGAAUGCGAAUGGACAGCUGGGUGACAUAGAGCCCUGCAGUCACAUGACGACACACCACCAAGGCAAACACAGGAUGGACACUGUUAUGCAAAUGAAAUGUGGAUUUUAUUGAUGUGUUCUGUUACUUUUCUUUAAAUUAUCUUUGUUUUUUGUUUUUUUUAGGCAGUCAGAUAUUUGAGAAGGGUUGAGCAACAUUGGUCUGAAUAUUCUGUAUCUGUCAGAAUCAUCUCAGAAAAUCUUCAGUGGUACUUUAUAAAUAUGAAUCAUUUUUAAUAAUGUGGGUCCAAUUGCAGUGCAGUCUGUCAUUUUCUUAUUCAGUGGGAUGCAGGACACAGAAGAAUGAAAGAGCGUGAGAUUAACGUCGUCUGUCAGUCUUGCGGCUUCAUGAUUUGGGUGUUAAAGCAGUGAAGUGCUUCUGGGUGUCACUUAUUCAUUGCUGAUCUUCUCAGGGUUUGAAACACCUGAGUCCGACAUGAAAGCAAUACUCCCUCCACAUCAUCCCUGUUGCUCCUCUUUAAAAACACUUAUUUAUAUCAGCCAAAGCAGUAUGCUGUUUUUUAUGUUGUGUGAGCGUGUUUUUAUAAUGUGCACAGAAUAAGACAAUAUUUCAUUAGGAUACAGAUUUAAAACUGAAAGCCAUGGACACUUGUUCUGUACGUGCUACCGAAAUAUGUCUUUAUGUUUUGUAUAUAGUAUCUUUAAUAUAUAUCACUUUUGGUGUAACUACAUAUUGUUGAUCUGUCUGUUGCAUCUGCCUGAGUGAAAUAUGACACGUCCACCAGAUUUUACAAAAGUAUAUUUUUGUGGAUCGCCGCCAUAUUUGCAAGGCAUUCUUUGUCAUCAAGUGUCUGUUAGAUAAAUCUGUUUUGUGAAGUACAUCAUGCUGCACUCUCUUAAACAGAAAACCUUGAGACCAGAAAGAAUUUUGAUAGAUGAGAUCAUAUGCAGAGGGAAAUUCACAUAUAUCAACCACAGAGAAACACACACCUAACAUCUUCAAAAUACACUCACAGGAACAAGUGACCACCACACAGCAAAAGUUGUAAUUGUGUGUGUGUGUGUGUACAUGUAGUAACUUCCACUAGUGUGUAUUUAAAGGUAUAAUGAAGGAAUUAAACUUAUAGAGGUAGA
Molecule: messenger RNA, 2861 nt
Organism: Thunnus maccoyii (southern bluefin tuna)
Lineage: Eukaryota; Metazoa; Chordata; Actinopteri; Scombriformes; Scombridae
Product: myocyte-specific enhancer factor 2A-like
Exons: 11
Coding region: 356-1759 (467 amino acids)
Biological process (GO): heart development; positive regulation of transcription by RNA polymerase II; cell differentiation
Molecular function (GO): RNA polymerase II cis-regulatory region sequence-specific DNA binding; protein dimerization activity; DNA-binding transcription factor activity, RNA polymerase II-specific
Source: RefSeq, a predicted model, not a curated record